Molecule: messenger RNA, 2243 nt
Organism: Wasmannia auropunctata (little fire ant)
Lineage: Eukaryota; Metazoa; Arthropoda; Insecta; Hymenoptera; Formicidae
Product: chymotrypsin-2-like
Exons: 6
Coding region: 1341-2237 (298 amino acids)
Biological process (GO): proteolysis
Molecular function (GO): serine-type endopeptidase activity
Source: RefSeq, a predicted model, not a curated record
GACGACGACGACGACGAUGACAACACAACNGCCGCGGCAACGUGUUGUGCGCGCGCGCGCGCCUUCUACCCCUCGACUGGCCGGCCAGGUCGUCGUGGUUGCUGGUCGCCGUCAGCGAUGACGACGAGACAACGACGGCGACCGACGGACGACGCCGCGCGGCGCUCUCGCGAGCGCGCCCCUCUCGCUCACAUCCCCGUCGCGACGACGAUGGGCUUCCGGCACGUCGCGGUCACGCUCGCUAAUUCGUCGCGAUUACUAUCGCGGGCGACGAUCAUCUCCGAUCUCCGCUACACGAGACCGGGGCUAGGCCAGCUGCUGGACGUGUUCUAGACGACGAUGACAACGACGACGACGACGGUAGUCGCGAUCCGUCCACCGCCAGCGUUCGCGUAUUAUGUAUAUGUACGUGUGAUGUAUCGCCACUCGCUCUCCAGCUCCAGCCGAUCACCGAUGCAGCACGACGCACACUGCGGAUACGAUACGGCGACGGUGCGGCUCACGGCUCGUCGCGAUCUCUCCUUCCUCUUCGCGAGUUCGCGCUCCCCGACCUGCUCCGAUCUCAGGUCUGCCAACGGAGCGAAGUGCGCGAAGGGACGAGGGAAGCCGCCGAAGUGCUGCCGAUGAAGUUCACGAGGUCAACUUCGAACUCCGCGAAGAAAGCGAGAGAACUCUGACGACGUUACGUAACACGUCGUUCGCAGGAGAAAAGAAGGAUCGGCCGUGCGGUUUGAACGUGAAAUCGGACAGCGAAUACGUCCGGUCCGGAGCUCACAGCUUCGUAGCGCGAGAGGAUCUCGGAGACGAGAUAAACGAUGAAUCAUGUAUAUGCAGGCAUUACGCAUCACGCACACGCGUUACGUCGCGCCGGGCUGUCCGCGCGUGCAAAAAUACUCUCGAGUCAUUACGAGCCUUCGAGUGCAUUUCAAUCAGAGUGCAACGGCCGCUCGACUGGAAAUCACGGAACUGUCAGCAGCGCAAUAGAAUGAUUGCCAAUCAAUUCGAUGCAACGGUCGAGAUUAAUAGAAACGACAACACCUUCUAUCCGAGCAAUACUGUUAACUCGCCGCGCAUUUCGCAAGGAUAAUUAUUGUAUGCAAUAAUGUAUAAUUUGUCGCUGAAAAAGCGCAACAAGAAAAAGAAACGUUUAACUAAAGCUGUUUUGUCACAUUUAUAUGGAUGGAGAUUAAUAAAUAUAUUUGAGAAAUGAGAAGCAGUGUUAGGGCUAAUGUAUUUCUUCCACCUCGUGCAAGCGGUUUCUCCAGUCGGUGUUAUACUUGACUGACUAAAUCACUAAAUCAUAAAUAGCAGUGAGACGCGAAAAUUUUCGUUAGUCCGCUAUGGAUUCGUGGAGUGCAAAGGCUUUCGUGUUUUUCCUGAUUGUUUCGACGUCGCGUAGAAAUGCUCAACCGCAGCCUCAACACUUCAAUAACAAAAGGAUCGUUAUUGAUUUUAAUAAUGGUGUCAUUACGAUCAAUAAUCAAUUGUCCGUGUCGAAUACCAAACAAAUGGAGAGGAUAGCCGGUGGAACCUACGCGAAUGAAGGUCAAUUUCCGUUCAUGGCCGUGGUGCAUCGAUUGAUCGAUGGUAGGAGAGUCGCUCAGUGCGGCGGUACCAUCAUUUCGGAAAGAUGGGUGCUGACCGCGGGGCACUGUAUCGCAAAGUAUCCACAGAGGUUCUUCGUGAUAUUCGGAAUCGUCGACAAAACGGGGAUCGGUUACGACAUAAACCGGGGAUCCGGGGUCUCGAUGAUGACGACGCAGGCUCACGUACAUCCCUACUAUUACUUCAGCAAGAACGACAUCGGACUGUUACAGAUGCCGGAAGAUAUUCCUUUUUCAGAAAAAAUUCAACCAAUACACCUGGCUGGUCCGAAGGAGGGUAAAGUGAUGGCCGACACGAUUGCCACUGUGGUUGGAUGGGGUCGUGAUGGCUACGGUCCCAGAGGUACCAAGAGACUCAAGUACGCCCUAAUGCCGUUAAUUUCAAAACGCGAUUGCGUCUCGUAUUGGAGAGUGGACUACAGAAAUAUAUGCACGGAACCGGGACUCGGGAAAAAUGCGUGUCAGGGAGACAGCGGGGGUCCCCUUUUUGUAAUGAGGGACGAUCGGCCGCUGCAAAUCGGUAUCGUUAGCUACGGAGACGCAAACUGUCCGAGCGGUAGACCGGGGGUGUAUACGAGAGUGGCGGCGUUUGCGGAAUGGAUUCAACGUGUCAGUGGAAUAGAAAUCGAAUAAAUAAAC